AUGGCUUCCAAGGCAUUUGCAGUCAUCGCCGGAGUGGGCCCUGGAACGGGCGCAUCGAUAGCAAGGAGAUUCGCCAAGACGUAUCCCGUCGUAGUUCUUGCUCGAAAUCCAACCAGCUUCAACCCGUUGGUGCAGGAGAUCAACUCCAGCGGCGGACAAGCCGUGGGCAUCAGCACCGACCUGUCGGAUUCGAAGAGCGUGCAGAACGCCUUCAGCCAGAUCGCAGAGCAGUUCAGGGACGCGAAACUGGCCGCUGCCGUGUUUAAUCCCGGUGGUGGGUUUGUGAGGAAGCCUUUUCUGGAACUGACCGAAGAGGAGUUCACGAGAGGUUUCGAGAGCCAAGGAAAGGGAGGUUUUCUCUUUGCGCAGGCUGUUUUGCCUCUUCUAUUGAAAGCAACAGGGCUGGAGUAUCCCCCGACAUUGAUCUUCACCGGAGCCACAGCCAGCAUCAAAGGCUCGGCAACCUUUUCAGCAUUUGCAACUGGCAAGUUCGCUCUGAGAGCGCUGGCACAGUCGCUUGCCAGGGAAUUUGGACCCAAAGGAGUGCAUGUUUCCCACGUGAUUGUCGACGGGGUGAUUGACAUUCCCCGGACGAAGGGGUGGAAGUUUGAACAUCCGGAUGCGAAGCUGAGCCCGGAUGCUAUUGCAGACACAUACUGGCUCCUGCACACCCAGCCAAGAACAACGUUUGCGUUUGAGCUUGACAUUCGGCCGUAUGUCGAGAAAUGGUAG
Molecule: messenger RNA, 732 nt
Organism: Monascus purpureus
Lineage: Eukaryota; Fungi; Ascomycota; Eurotiomycetes; Eurotiales; Aspergillaceae
Source: the annotation of a GenBank genome assembly